This is a messenger RNA of Colias croceus (clouded yellow), 1367 nucleotides long. Its product is annotated as phenoloxidase-activating factor 2-like. NCBI's taxonomy places the organism in Eukaryota, Metazoa, Arthropoda, Insecta, Lepidoptera, Pieridae. Gene Ontology annotation, molecular function: serine-type endopeptidase activity. The transcript is spliced from 9 exons. The record is from RefSeq and is a predicted model, not a curated record. Bases 184 to 1356 code for a protein of 390 amino acids. Gene Ontology annotation, biological process: proteolysis.
CUUUUUUUCAUUGUCUACUUUUUAGUCUGUGUUCAACCUUCUAACGAGGGGCAGUGUCGUUAUUCUAAAAAAAAGUACCUCCAAUGUCAAACAAAUAAAUUGCGUAGUGUUGUAUUAGUUUAAAAAGUUUUGUGUUAUUAAAAUAUUAGUUUAGUUAUGUAAUAUUAAAUAAACAAGGCGUUCAUGAUGUGGAGAUACCAAGCUACUUUUGCGACUCUCCUUUUGGUGGUAUCAGGUUUAAACCUAGACCCAGCGCAGCCCAAAGAUGACAAUGAGGUGACGCCGGACACAAAAUGUAUGACAAAGGACAACGAGCCAGGCGUGUGCGUGGUUUACUAUUUGUGUAAUGAAAACGGCACGUUGAAUACAGAUGGUGCUGGUAUUAUAGAUAUACGAAUCGGAGAAAGCGCGUGUCCAUCAUAUUUGGACGUGUGCUGUCGUUCUUCUAAUAUCAGAGAUAGUGACGAUCCAAUCACUCCGAAACCGGAAAAUCAUGACGGUUGUGGUUGGCGGAACCCGAAUGGGGUCGGUUUCGUAUCGACCGGUGACCCGAGCGGGGAUUUCGCGAAAUUCGGGGAAUUCCCCUGGAUGGUGGCUGUUUUAAGACAAGAACCAGUAAACGAGAACGACGCAAACUCCCAACUUUUCGACCUAUACAUAGGUGGAGGUUCCCUAAUCCACCCUAGUGUUGUGCUCACAGCGGCUCAUAUUGUCGAUGAAGAACAUCACUAUAGAGCUAGAGCGGGAGAAUGGGAUACACAGACGACGAAAGAGAUAUAUCCCAAUCAAGAGAAGAGAGUAGAUAAGGUGGUAGUGCAUGAGGAGUUUAAUAAGCGUAACCUUCACAACGACAUAGCACUCCUAUUCCUAGCGUCCCCAAUGCAACGUGCCCCUAACGUGGGUUUCGCCUGUUUGCCCCCACUUGGCUAUGUCCCCACUACGGGGGCACCUUGCUUUGCCUCCGGGUGGGGCAAAAAUGAAUUCGGGGAGAAGGGACGGUACCAGGUUAUAUUGAAAAAGGUAGAAAUCUCAGUAGUAGAACGGGACGAUUGCCAGGAACGACUGCGACGUACAAGAUUGGGGAAAUUCUUCAAAUUGAGCAAGAGUUUCAUGUGUGCGGGGGGAGUGGAGGGGAAGGAUACGUGCAAGGGGGAUGGGGGGUCGCCCCUCGUGUGUCCUGUACGGAAUCAAGAAAACCGGUAUUAUGAAACCGGUAUUGUCUCAUGGGGUAUCGGUUGCGGCCAAGAUAGCACUCCCGGUGUUUAUGUAAAUGUUGCCGUAUUUAGAGAUUGGAUCGAUCGAACGAUGAUACUCAACGGAUAUGACACUGCGACGUAUUCUUUAGUUAAUAAAUGAUUUUAAUAAAA